Molecule: messenger RNA, 1093 nt
Organism: Lentinula edodes (shiitake mushroom)
Lineage: Eukaryota; Fungi; Basidiomycota; Agaricomycetes; Agaricales; Omphalotaceae
Exons: 5
Coding region: 126-1019 (297 amino acids)
Source: RefSeq, a predicted model, not a curated record
UUCAAGUGCUCUCUUCGAUUGCCGCGAGACAUACAACGAUAAAGGAAAUAUCGUUAAAACAUUCUGCAAAUCAUCUCCACUGAGUCUACUUUGUCAUCUAGAGGCUAACGUAUGAUUCGGGAUGUAUGCAAUGGUAUGCUCUUAGCUCUAUUUCAAGCUUUAAUCUUUUUUUUCCAUUGCAACUCGAACCACUUUUUAACCUCGGUCUCUGUUACACCGUUCUUCACUUUGAAAACCCCAGGAUAUCCCCAAUCCACAAGUCGAGCUACAGUGAUGGGGGUAGUCAGAGUCGGACCAUCAGACGUAUCUGCUCCGCCAACAACAAAGUUGUAGGAAUUAAGAUCGGUAUGAAGAACUCCCUUCUGGACUGCAUUUUGCACAACUUCCUUUUUCACGUGUGCUUUGGCUUCUUCCAACCACUUUGUUCUUUGGUCCACUUUGGCAUCCAGGUACUCAUUAGUCUCCUUAAUCAUCACCCCCUCCACAAGUUUCAUCACGAUAACGGGAUACUUCCCAUCACCAACUUUAGCCAUCCCCGAGUCAAUGUAAAGAUCAACGUCUUUCAGGGCUUUUACUUCACCCCAGACUUUGUUAUCUACUGUACUUUCCGGGUUUCCUACACCUCCGAUGACUUUGACAAUGACCGUGUCUUUGCCAUGAUUCACGCCUCCAACCUCAUAGUCUUUGAGCAGGGUAUAUAUUCCUUUAUUGUAUGCGCCAGAACACUCAUCUCGGUGACUCCCAACCACCAAGUCCAAGUUUUUUUCAAAGACUUUCUUGUCAGCCUCGUCAAGGUAAGUAUCAUCCCCGUAGAAACAUCGAGGUCUCCUCCAGGUGCUCCCAAGACUAUUUUUCUCAUCCUCGCGUCCUUACCCUUGAUCGAAAGUUGGGCGGGGGUGGGUACGGCAUGGGCAGUUUUGACCGAAAAGAUAACAAUGAGAAAGAGUGACAACAAAAAGGAGACGCUUUUCGAAGUACGCAUGGGUGUAAACAAGAUCCUGAGAUACAUUGUGAGAUAAAUAGAUAGAGGAAUGCUAAUGGCCAAAAUUCUAUCUCUGACCGGCAGAGAUGAAACUGGGAGAUCAAGAGAAGA